Tachysurus fulvidraco (yellow catfish) is the source of this 2272-nucleotide messenger RNA. It is a transcript of the gene kat7b, whose product is annotated as K(lysine) acetyltransferase 7b. Bases 204 to 1862 code for a protein of 552 amino acids. The record is from RefSeq and is a predicted model, not a curated record. Gene Ontology annotation, molecular function: histone acetyltransferase activity; zinc ion binding. NCBI's taxonomy places the organism in Eukaryota, Metazoa, Chordata, Actinopteri, Siluriformes, Bagridae. Gene Ontology annotation, biological process: regulation of DNA-templated transcription. Gene Ontology annotation, cellular component: nucleus. The transcript has 14 exons.
AUUUCCGGUUUUGGUUGGUUCCAACCGGAACAGAGAAUGUGGCGCGCGCGCGAUGGAGGCUGUUGUUGCUUAAACUACACAGUUAACGAAUUUUAAAGUCCGCGCUCUAAAUGAUAACAGCAAACCAUUUUAAAUCCAAAAAGUAAACAUUAAUAAGAUAAACUUGUCACUGAGAAGAAACGGGGGAUUACUUUACGGUCGUAAUGCCUCGAAGAAAGAGAGCCGCCGGGAGCAGUUCGGACGGGACUGCAGACUCUGACGACUCCACAGAACACGAAAAAACAGACGGCUCUCACAGUGACGUAAAUCCACGCAGCAAUGCACGAAUGACCAGAGCCUCUGUCCGCCUCAGUCAGAGCUCUCAAGACGUCCCAGCAGACGUGAAACUAGUAGCAGAGAGAGACGAGUCGCCCCCUCGGACCCCUACAGGCAACGCUCCGUCAUCCGAGUCCGACAUCGACAUCUCCAGUCCCAACGCAUCUCACGAUGAAGGAGCAGCCAAAGACCAGAAGGACUCGGGUAGCGACCCGUCUCAUCGCCCCAAACGCCGCCGCUUCCACGAGAGCUACAACUUUAACAUGAAAUGCCCCACACCGGGAUGUAACUCUUUAGGACAUUUAACUGGAAAGCAUGAAAGACACUUCUCCAUAUCGGGCUGUCCUCUUUACCACAACCUGUCUGCCGACGAGUGCAAGGUGAAAGCUACCGAGAGGGAAAAGCAAGAAGAGGAAAGGAGUCAAACUCAGAACGAGGAGAACAGACACGCUACACGUCACCAGGCUCCUACAGCAAGGCAGGUAAAAUAUAAGGAGAAAGUUCAAGAACUGAGGAAGAAGAAGGACACCGGACUGUCGAAGGAGCAGAAAGAGAAGUACAUGGAACACAGGCAGACCCACGGGACCAGCAGAGAGCCGCUGUUGGAGAACAUCACGAGCGAAUAUGAUCUCGAGCUGUUUAGAAAAGCCCAAGCACGAGCUUCGGAGGAUCUGGAGAAGCUGCGCAUGCAAGGACAAAUCACCGAAGGCAGCAACAUGAUAAAGAACAUCCUGUUCGGUCGCUACGAGCUGGACACCUGGUACCACUCGCCGUACCCCGAGGAGUACGCUCGGCUCGGCCGCCUUUACGUCUGCGAGUUCUGCCUGAAGUACAUGAAGAGCCAGACCAUCCUGCGCAGACACAUGGCCAAAUGUGUGUGGAAACAUCCCCCAGGAGACGAGAUCUACCGAAAAGGAGCCAUCUCCGUGUUCGAGGUCGACGGGAAAAAAAACAAGAUUUAUUGUCAGAACCUGUGUUUGCUGGCUAAGCUGUUUCUGGACCAUAAGACACUGUACUACGACGUGGAACCCUUCCUGUUUUACGUCAUGACCGAAGCCGACAACACGGGCUGCCAUCUCGUGGGCUAUUUUUCAAAGGAGAAAAACUCCUUCCUGAACUACAACGUGUCCUGCAUCCUCACCAUGCCGCAGUACAUGAGGCAGGGCUACGGCAAGAUGCUGAUCGACUUUAGUUAUCUGCUAUCCAAGGUGGAGGAAAAGGUGGGAUCUCCUGAAAGGCCUCUCUCAGACUUGGGGCUCAUCAGCUACCGCAGCUACUGGAAGGAAGUCCUUCUGCGCUACAUGUAUAACUUCCAGGGCAAAGAGAUCUCCAUCAAAGAAAUCAGCCAAGAGACCGCCGUGAACCCUGUGGAUAUCGUCAGCACGUUGCAGUCGCUGCAGAUGCUGAAGUACUGGAAGGGGAAACACUUGGUCUUAAAGAGACAGGAUCUGAUCGACGACUGGAAAGCAAAAGAGACCAAACGAGGCAGCAGCAACAAGACCAUAGAUCCAGGUUCGCUAAAAUGGACUCCACCUAAAGGAACUUAGGAAGUCCAUCUGAAUCUCACAUUCUCUCUCAUUUCAGCCCUUCACACACACACACACACACACACACCAACAUCUUUUCCAAUGAAUUCACAACGUUCAUUGUUAUUUCGGUCUCCGUGUGGCCUUUGUACUUCUCUCCCUGUAGUAAUUAUUAUUAUAAGCUGUAAUUAUUUCACACGGCUUCUCUUCAGAGCACAUGUUUAUGAGCUUCAAAGGGUGACCUUUAAACUCGGCUCCAAGCAGAAGCAUAAAUACAAUUCCUACAAACACUUUUAAUCACAACACACCUUAAUAUCGGUAUGUUACCGAAGGCCUCGAUUAACCGGCUCUCCUUUUUUGUUACGAAACUAAACUUUAUAUAGGAAUCGGGUUCGUCCCCAGUCGGUGUAGGUGUCACUACAAAGUGUUUC